GGCGUGGUGGAGGACGCCGAGACGCUGCGGCGGCCGCGCAGAGGGGACGAGCUGCGCACCUGGAAAGUUACCCGGCGGCCUGGUUCCCGAGCAACAUGGGAAAUGGCUCAGUGAAACCCAAGCACGCCAAGCACCCAGAUGGCCAGCCAGGGAGCCUCAGCAACGAAACCCUGCGGAGCAAGGUGGUGGAGCUGGAGCGUGAGCUGAGGAGGAAGGAUGCGGAGCUUCAGGAACGGGAGUACCACCUGAAGGAGCUGCGGGAGCAGCUGGCCAAGCAGACUGCGGCCAUCGCGGAGCUCACGGAGGAGCUUCAGAGCAAGUGUGUCCAGCUCAACAAGCUGCAGGAUGUGAUCCACGUGCAGGGAGGAAGCCCACUGCAGGCCUCCCCGGACAAAGUGCCUCUGGAUGUUCACCGCAAGGCCUCAGGCUUGGUCUCUCUGCACAGCAGGAGGGGGGCGAAGGCUGGAGUGUCUGCAGAGCCGACCACCCGAACCUAUGACCUCAACAAGCCCCCCGAGUUCUCCUUUGAGAAAGCAAGAGUCAGGAAGGAUUCCAGUGAGAAAAAGCUCAUUACGGAUGCUCUCAAUAAGAACCAGUUUCUGAAGAGAUUGGAUGCCCAGCAGAUCAAAGACAUGGUAGAGUGCAUGUACGGGAGAAAUUAUCAACAGGGCAGUUAUAUCAUUAAGCAAGGGGAACCAGGAAACCACAUCUUUGUGCUGGCAGAGGGUAGACUGGAGGUGACCCAAGGAGAGAAAUUGCUGUCAUCUAUCCCGAUGUGGACCACAUUUGGGGAACUGGCGAUUCUGUACAAUUGUACACGGACUGCCUCUGUGAAAGCUAUUACCAACGUUAAGACUUGGGCCCUUGACAGAGAGGUUUUCCAGAACAUUAUGAGGAGAACGGCGCAAGCCAGGGAUGAGCAGUACAGAAACUUCCUCAGAAGUGUUUCCUUGCUGAAGAAUUUACCUGAAGAUAAACUAACCAAGAUCAUUGACUGCUUGGAAGUGGAAUACUAUGACAAAGGUGAUUACAUCAUCAGAGAAGGGGAAGAAGGGAGCACCUUCUUCAUUUUGGCAAAAGGCAAGGUGAAAGUCACACAGAGCACAGAAGGCCACGAUCAGCCACAGUUAAUAAAGACCCUGCAGACGGGCGAGUACUUUGGAGAAAAAGCUCUGAUCAGUGAUGACGUCAGAUCAGCCAAUAUCAUUGCUGAAGAAAAUGAUGUUGCAUGCCUCGUGAUAGAUCGAGAAACAUUCAACCAAACUGUCGGGACAUUUGAAGAACUCCAAAAAUACCUGGAGGGAUACGUGGCCAACCUGAACCGUGACGAUGAGAAAAGACAUGCCAAGCGCUCCAUGUCUAACUGGAAGUUGUCCAAAGCCCUUUCUCUGGAGAUGAUUCAGCUGAAAGAGAAGGUGGCCAGAUUCUCCUCAACCUCCCCAUUCCAGAACCUUGAGAUUAUCGCGACACUGGGCGUUGGUGGGUUCGGAAGAGUGGAGCUUGUUAAAGUUAAAAACGAGAAUGUUGCCUUUGCGAUGAAGUGUAUAAGGAAGAAGCACAUUGUUGACACGAAGCAACAGGAACAUGUCUACUCUGAAAAGAGGAUCCUGGAGGAGCUGUGCUCCCCGUUCAUCGUGAAAUUGUAUCGUACUUUCAAGGACAAUAAAUAUGUAUACAUGCUCCUGGAGGCCUGCUUAGGUGGGGAGCUGUGGAGUAUAUUAAGGGACAGAGGCAGCUUUGAUGAGGCCACCUCCAAAUUCUGUGUGGCUUGUGUGACAGAAGCAUUUGAUUACCUGCAUCGACUAGGCAUCAUUUACAGAGACCUGAAGCCAGAAAACUUAAUUCUGGAUGCUGAUGGCUACCUUAAGCUGGUUGACUUUGGAUUUGCUAAGAAGAUCGGCUCUGGGCAGAAAACGUGGACUUUCUGUGGGACUCCAGAGUACGUGGCUCCCGAGGUCAUUCUCAACAAAGGACAUGAUUUCAGUGUGGACUUCUGGUCUCUGGGAAUUCUAGUCUACGAGCUCCUCACGGGCAACCCUCCCUUUUCUGGGAUAGACCAGAUGAUGACCUACAAUUUGAUUCUCAAAGGAAUUGAAAAAAUGGAUUUCCCCAGAAAGAUAACAAGGCGACCUGAGGAUUUGAUCCGAAGGCUUUGCAGGCAAAAUCCAACAGAAAGGCUGGGGAAUCUGAAGAAUGGGAUCAACGACAUUAAGAAACACAGGUGGUUAAACGGUUUUAACUGGGAGGGACUGAAAGCACGGAACCUUCCAUCACCUUUGAGGAGAGAGCUCAGUGGCCCCAUAGACCACAGCUACUUUGACAAGUACCCUCCUGAAAAGGGCGUGCCUCCGGAUGAGAUGUCAGGCUGGGACAAAGACUUCUGACAGAAGGAAACUGGUGACAUGCCACAGAAGAGGACUGUGAGGAUCAAUAACACAAUGCUGGUUGUUCCAGAAGAUCAUUAGGGAAAAGAACCCCCCCUGCUAGUCAGGGAAGGAGCGUGGCUACAUGUGGUUCUGAACGGGAACAUCUCCCUGAGAUGCUGUGAAAUUAUCCCUGUACUCCAUUCUGUAAUUGUUUCAGAUGUCAUACGCUUCCCCUCACCUUUCCAUGACCUGCUCCAUUUUUGAUGACAUAACAUACUUUCCUCUGAAAUACGUUGCUCCCUCCAAAUCAUACUCUCCUGCCUAGAAUCCUAAUAAAAGUUAAUAAGGCUUUUGCUUUUGAGCACCUAAGUCACCCGCAGAGAAGGAAGAAUAUGAACAACUUUAGAAGAAUCUCCAGGACUCAACAGACACCAGGGAUAUAUUGUGAUGUCUUCAAGUGGUGUUUUCCAGACAUCUUGAGUAGUUAAUAGAAGAUCAUGAAUUUAAAUUUGUUUCAGCCUAAAAAUACACUAAAUUAUUUUUCUGAUGCUAUCUAGGAAAAAGAUUUGCAUAUUAGUUAGUGAUGCAAGUUGUUAAAGAAAGCCAGUCAAUCAAAUCAGAUAAUUACAUUGUUCUUAAUAACUUAGAAAAAAAGAAGCAAAACUUUCCUUUUCCUUUGGCCAGUGAUACCUCUGAGGCUUCCCAAAAACUUUGUUAAAAACAAUUUAGAAAGUGUGGCUAAAUGAUGGAUUUUUGAGAAGUUUUUACCUUAUGUUUAAAAAUAUAUAUUUUUGCUACCAAAGUAGAAAAUAUGGUGGCCUAAAAUACUAAGGAUAUUUCCUUCCCACAAAAGACAAAGCAUAAUAAAUGCUGAUAGCUAAUAUUGUUGACUCUUUCUAACUCUGAGAUAUUUUGUUCCAUACUAUGGUUACUGCUACUGAUAAACCCAAAGUAUAGUAAGAUCAUGUUUAAUUUUCAAUGAGAAGCCCAUUGACAAAUUUGAGAUUUGUAGUCUCUGUAGAGGUAAUGGCUUUGCUUGAAGCCCUUCGAGUUAUGUAUGUAAUUAUAACACAAGCUACUCUGGAAGUGGUGUGAUUUUUGAAGUAAAGGGAACACCCAGAAUCUGGCUUUUGCUGUUUCCUAUUGGCAAUCUUCCAAAUUAGAAGUGAACAGAAGAGUAGCAAGUGCACUGGACACCAAUUCCUGAGGGCUUUUCUGGUGUUGGUAGGUGUUGAGCAAAAUCACUUCCUCCCCCCCUUCCAAAAUGAUGACAAAUGUCUCCCUAUCUUUGUAAUCUGGCAGAACAGAGAUGGCAUCCUGAUUCCUGUAUCAUUCAAGCUUCUGAUUGUAUUUUUAUAUGAUAAUGUUCUACCAGAAAAGCAAGUUUCACCCACUCCAUACACACAUUUUCAUUCUUUAGAGAAAGUCAGCUGUCUGACUGCUGAAGAUUUAAGCCAGAUAAGCAAGACCCAGAAUAAGAAAGUGCAUCCUUAAGAAAUUAUAUUUACACAUUUAGAGUCCUUUUGCUGAACCAAAGAGUUUUGUUUCUUGGGGUAGAUUUUUAAAGAUUAUGUAUUGUAUAUAGAAAAGCCAUUUUUAAUAGGAUUAAUAUAACAUGCUUACAGAAUUUCUAAAGUCUAAAAAUACCUUGUUUGCAUUUGGUUUGUAUGUACUAUAUGUUUUCCAUGUAUAUAUUUUAUAAUUACCAACAUAUACAGGCAAAAAACUGAUAUAUUGGGUGGCCAUUAGGACUGUACAGUUAUUAAUGUUCACAAGAAUGUUCCAGGAUUGUGAUUGAAAAGAAUAAGCCCUACAUAUCUAAAGUUAAACCACAACUUAGAUGUUAAUCUUUCCUGUGAGUGGCCAUAUCAGAUACAAUUUCCACACAUGAUUUAAUAUGUUUCAUUUAUAAAGAUGAAGAUAUGUGGGACUGUAUUAUCGUUUAAUCUCAACUUGAUUUCUAGCUCAGUGACCUUGGAAAAAUGAUUUGCCUUUGGGUACCAGUUUCUCACUUGUAUAAUAAUGGUAAAGUGAUACCCACAGACACAUCUUUACCUGGCACCUGUGAAAUGAUCCUUGCUGCAUAGAUGGAUAGAUGGGAGCUACCGUCACUAUCUCUGUUGAAAUUAAAGCGGCCUUAAUAACCAUUUAGUUCUGAGCCAUGUGUGUCAAUGGUGUCUCUCUGCAGAAUUGUUGUGUUAAGUCAAAUCUCUGAAGUAAAGGUGGUUGAUCAAACUUUGGCCAAUGAGAAGCAUUAAUCAUCACCCAAAUGAAGUGCUCUGCUGGACUGACCUACAUUUAAAAUUGAUGAAUUAAAGAUAUGAAUGUGCACAUGCACACAAACAGACAAGGACGGACAGUUAUCCCCUAUA
Messenger RNA from Psammomys obesus (fat sand rat), 4738 nucleotides. RefSeq names its product protein kinase cGMP-dependent 2 (gene Prkg2). The coding region runs from base 96 to 2384 and encodes 762 amino acids. The record is from RefSeq and is a predicted model, not a curated record. NCBI's taxonomy places the organism in Eukaryota, Metazoa, Chordata, Mammalia, Rodentia, Muridae. Gene Ontology annotation, biological process: protein phosphorylation. Gene Ontology annotation, molecular function: cGMP-dependent protein kinase activity; ATP binding. The transcript has 19 exons.